AUGACUACUCGUCUCUCUUUGGCUUUGACAGCCAUCCAGAUAGCCCUCAUCGCUAUAUACUUUCAGCAGCCACUGGCCGAGUUCCUCAAUCCACGUCCAACUGUCAUUGACUCCAAGCGGGGUAUCACAUACAUCGGCAGCCGGUCCUCUCAUGGUGCCGUCGAGCAUUUCCAAAAUAUUUUCUACGCAGAGGAACCGACAGGCCCUCGGCGUUUCGCGCCGCCUGUCCCGACAAAUCCACAAAGAGGCUCCGUUAUUGAUGCUACACAGUCCGGCGCCUGGUGUCCGCAAGGAACUGGGGACAUACUGCCGUUCACGAGUCGAGUUACGAAUAUCAGUGAGAACUGUCUCAGCCUGAGGAUUGCGAAGCCGACGGGGACUAGAGGGGAUGCGAAACUGCCGGUUAUCGUGUGGAUUCAUGGAGGUGGACAUAUCCUAAACUCGGCUUCUGAUAUACUGUAUGAGCCAGAUGGCUUGGUGAAGCACGCUCUUGCGAAAGGGCGGCCCGUGAUAUAUGUUGGAAUUAAUUACCGACUUGGCCUCUUUGGUUUCGCAACUAGUACGACGCUCAUCGAGAGGAAGGAGACGAAUGUAGGGCUUCGCGAUCAGCGCGCUGGCUUGCAUUGGAUUCGCGAUAACAUUGAGGCUUUCGGCGGUAACCCUAACCAAGUAACUGUCAUUGGACAAAGUGUGGGAGCUGCUGAUAUCGGACUCCAACUAGUUGCAUACGGGGGAGAAGAGCAGGUUCCGUUUCAGCAAGCACUGAUGAUGUCCGGGGCCAUUGGGACAAUCUUCAACACCCAGCCAGAUCUAGUCGCCAGUAAUACCGCUGCCAUAGCACAACAGGUGGGAUGCGUUACUCAAGACGGCCACAGCCAAAACUUGCAAACACUAGAAUGCCUCCGCAAGAUUUCUUUUGAGACUCUAACCAAUCUUUCCGUAGCUGCAGCCCGUGCAGCCCGUCCACUAUUCGGCGAAGGGUUCUUCUACCCGACGAUCGACAACGAUUUCAUCCAAGAUCGACCAUCGCAGCUGAUACGCGCCGGCAAGCUCACCAAAGGUAUCCCCGUUAUAGCAUCCUGGGUAACCAACGAUGGUGCCUGGUACGCUCCAUCCUCAACGUCAACGGACGAAGAAGUAUUGGGUACUUUUGGCCUGUGGCUCCAGAACCUGUCCGAGUCCACGAACAAGAAGCUCCUAGAGCUAUACCCUCAAGAAGACUUUACGCAUAUGGUCAGACCCAAGAUCGAUGGUCCGACAUCGCCGCAGUAUUACCGUGCCGCUCAAAUGAGUCGUGAUAUCUGGUUUACGUGCCCAGUACUAGAUUUUACGUGGCAGUACGUCCAGCAUGGGGGCGUGAAGCCAUCACACGUACGAUUAUACGAGUUCAACCAGACGCGGUACGCCCCUGUUUUCGAAGAAAUGGGCGUCCCAAUGUGGCGUGUUUCGCAUCUCAGUGACAUACCCUACCUAUUCAACAUUGACCACCUAGGAGGUGGUGCUGAUAAUUCGGAGGUGCACCGUGCUCUGGCUGAAGACUUCAGUUCGAGAAUUAUUCAAUAUGCGUAUGGCGCCUUACCUGGGGUAGAAAACAGUGAUGGUGAGCCAGGGUUCUGGCCGCCUGCUUACUCAGACGAUAUGCCAGAGCAGAGCCAUAUAUCGGUACCAAGUCAAGGCCCUAAGAGCAUGUCGAUCCAAUUGUUUGGUGGUCCGUAUGGAUCGGGACCAGUGUCGGUAUUCAAGGACGCAGAAAGAUAUUUUGAGGCGUCAGGAGAGGCAGCGAAUGCACUUUACUGGGAGAAACUGUAUAGUCGGUGUGAAUUCAUCAAUGGGGAGCAGUUUAGGGCUGAGGCUGGGGUUUAA
Molecule: messenger RNA, 1863 nt
Organism: Aspergillus mulundensis
Lineage: Eukaryota; Fungi; Ascomycota; Eurotiomycetes; Eurotiales; Aspergillaceae
Exons: 5
Coding region: 1-1863 (620 amino acids)
Source: RefSeq, a predicted model, not a curated record